AUGCCGUCGCCUGUUUUAUUCGCAGACAUGGGCAAUCGCGUAUACUAUCAGCCAGGCGCACGAGUUGGCAUUGCAUUAGUACAACCGACAAUCACUGUUGAGCGAGAUGACCCUGUAUACUAUAUUUCAGCAAGGUUUAUUCUUGAGACGGUUAUCGUUGAGCCUCAACCGAUGCCCAAGAGGAAAUGGCACUUCCUGAAUCUAAUUCAUCUGACUUGCCAGAGUCAUCAUACCGACGUUUGUUUGCCCGAAUCAGAUGCCACGCCAGCCAUGAAAAUAACAAGUACGCAAUCUCGAGGUUGGCAAGCCGGGGGUGGUGUCACAGCAGGUCCUACCCCGGGUGGGAAUGUCAACUUCAGCAUCGUCGGAAAUAUAACAAUUACCCGCGAUACCCAAACUGGAUCUUGGGGGCUCGUUGCUUUUAAAGAACCUCUGCAUAACGUUUGGCAUUGGGAAUCCAAAACGAAGACAUUAGGAUACGUUCCCGACGAUGUAAAAACAAGCAUGCGUCGAGCCAUCACGGUUACUCGAACGCGCCCAAUUGCCACUGUGAAUGCAGAAAAUGGCCCUGUGGAAAGUUUCAACUUCCGUGUCAUUAUUGUCCCAAGCGAAUGUGGGCAUGGAUUUCGUUUUAACGCAUUCCAUUACUGGCAGCAAUGCACAAAUUCUGAUCCUGAGCGUGGAUUCCACACAAUAUGGAACCAUGGAGAACCUGGCCCUGCAGCAGAUAUCCAAUUCACUCUUCUGUUGAAUCAGACUGCGAGACCGCACUUACCACUGUCCAAAACAAUCAGACUUAAUGAACAGCUAGCAUCUCUGAUAAGUUCAAAUAAACCUAUUCUUCCGGGCUCCCUGGUUGAUCAUAUCCAAGCAAAUGAGCAAGAACUAUUCGCAUACUUGGGUGCCGCGCCAAUGGGUCGCUGCCUCAUACAGUCAAGAUAUGGUGCGUCAGAGAUCAUAAACCUUUAA
Molecule: messenger RNA, 969 nt
Organism: Aspergillus pseudonomiae
Lineage: Eukaryota; Fungi; Ascomycota; Eurotiomycetes; Eurotiales; Aspergillaceae
Exons: 4
Coding region: 1-969 (322 amino acids)
Source: RefSeq, a predicted model, not a curated record